Molecule: messenger RNA, 1636 nt
Organism: Aphis gossypii (cotton aphid)
Lineage: Eukaryota; Metazoa; Arthropoda; Insecta; Hemiptera; Aphididae
Product: serine/Arginine-related protein 53-like
Exons: 6
Coding region: 231-1010 (259 amino acids)
Source: RefSeq, a predicted model, not a curated record
UAUUGUUUGCGUUGUGAUGCAUAAUUCAAUAAUGUUACAUACUUCACAAAUCACAAUGUUUUGAAAUUUUGAAUUGUACAUUUGUACCUAGUUAUUAGGUACAUCAUUGCCCAUUGAAAUUUGUAAGUUCAAGUUUUGUUCUUGUUAAUUGUUAUACGCGACUGCAUGAGUUGAAUCAAGAUCGUGCAUACUUCUCGUCAUUGGAUGUGGGAAUAAGAACAGGAAUAAUUAUGAGUAAGUAUUCGAGUGAUUCAAACUCGCGUGACAGAACUAGAAGUUAUAGUCGUUAUUAUAACCAAAGGCACAGGUCUUCAAGUUCUUCAUCUACAGAUAAUUCAAGAUAUUCAAAAAAAAAACAUUCAAGCAGAUCUGGAUCAAGGCACCAUAAGAAAUCGAAACGUAAACAUAGAUCCAACAGUUCAUCGGAUCAUUCAUCGUCAAGACACAAACAUUCUAGCCGUUCCUACCGUAGAGAUGAAAGUCGUUCAAAAAGAAAACAUCGUAGAAAAAGUUCAUCUUCUAGUUAUGAAUCAAAUAACUCCAAUUCUUCGUUUAAAAAUCAUCAAUCUAAAAGUUCCAAAACUUUCAAUGAUAACGAAAAAAAUAAAAGGGUACAAGAUGAAUUGUUAGUUAGGAAAUCUGAAACUGUUAACAAAAAUGAUCAUGAUACAAAUUGGCUUCAAAAAAAUGUUUUGGAUAUUGUGAAGAGAGAAAAUUCUAUAGAACAGAUCAAUCAAGAAGGAUUUGUUUUCAAAGUUUUCAAUCCAUCAUCGGAACAUAAAGAAGAAGAGACUACUGACAAGUCCAGAUUUGAUAUUCCAAAAGUAAAUGAAGAAGGCACUAGUACUUUGCCUAAAGAUGAAUCAACUUUUAUUAUUUGUAAUCCAGAAAGAUUACUAAAUGCAAAGUAUAAAUUACUUACAAAGCAAGAGCGGUGCUUAAACUGGGCAAAGCAAUUGUUUGCAUCUUACAAUCAGUCUGAGCAUAACGGUGGACAAUUUAAAAACUAAUGCAACUGAAAUUAUUUUGUUCAAUAUUUACCUUUUAAAUACCGCAAGAAUUCAAUUUGCAACUAAUACCUACCAUUAAAUUAUUUUUAUUAAUGUUAUUUUUUUUACUUAAAAGAUCUAAGGACAUUAUAUUGAGAAAUUAUAUUUUUGCAAGGAUUUAAAUAUAUUUUGGAAAUAUUAAAUCAGCAUUUUAUUAACAUUUUUGACAUUGUUCAUACUUUGUAAACUCAUCAUAACAUAGUUUCAUCAGUGACAUUGAACAUAAAUAUAAAUAUUUGUAUUAUGGAAUUAAAACUUAACUUCAUAAACGUCAAGAUAUCAGUUUUUAUAAAUAGUAUAGUGUAUAAAGAGAUAAUUUUACAGUAAUUAAAUUAUUUUUUUUAUGUAUAAUUAAGGCUUGUAUGGUUUAUAUUUAACCCUAUCAAUAUUUUUUUUAUCAUUGUAAUGUGACAAAAACAUCUGUUAACAAUUGUAAUAAACCUUUUUUAAUAUGUUGAGUUUUAUGAAGAUAGUAUAUUAAUAUAAAAUACAGAAUGUACUCAUCUUAUGUUUUUGUAUACGUGGUUUUGAUUAUACUAUUAUUUAAUAAUAUAGAAUUUUAAUAAAAUGAAAAAAGUAUUUCUUUA